AUGGCUGAAGCAGAUCUUAUCAUAGACAAGUGUGGCAGACUUCCCAAACUAAUAGUUGCUUUAGCUGAGUACUUGGCCGAAGUACCAAACGUCAUACGGGAGGCCCGGCGUCUGAAUGCCAACUUUAUGUAUGCACUGAAGACGACCAGGAAGGGACUUGAUAGCUUCCGGGACGUAUUCACCUGGAUGUAUUCAAGAUUUCAGGCUUGUCAUCAACUACUCAGGAAAUGCAUCUUCUAUCUGUCACUAUUUACUCAAAGCAGUAUCAUUCGUCAGAAUCGUUUGGUGAGGCGGUGGAUUGCAGAGGGCUACUCUGAGGGCACUGACAGCAACAGCAUGGUGGAAUAUACAGAGAAGCUCAUCCACGAGCUUAUCACCAUUGGCAUGAUGGAGACACAUACCAAGGCCGGUGACAUGAGAAUGACUUCUUGUCAGAUCAACUCAUUGUUCCUGGACUACUUCAUCUCAAGGGAGAUGGAAGAGAACAUUUUCCUUCCACUAGAGGUCUCCGUACUGGUGCAGGACAGCACGAUGAACACACAACGUGCAGGACAACACCUGGCAAUAGGGAGCAGCUGGAAGAGGGACAAGUUUGUGUUUGAAAGCUUGGACUUCUCACGGCUGCGGUCUUUGACUGUAUCCAGAGAGUGGAAGCCAUUCUUCAUAUCUGACAGGAUGAGAGUGCUUCGAGUUCUCGAUCUGGAGGACACAAGUAUAACAGAUGAUGAUGUCGAAGAAAUAGUGAAGAAGCUGCCUCGCCUCAAGUUCCUCUCCCUGAGAAGAUGCACAAAGGUUUCUUGCCUGCCAGAUCUGUUAGGUAACCUGAGGCAGCUCCAAUCUCUGGACAUAAAGCACACCUCUGUGACUAAGCUUCCUAAGAGCAUCAUCAAGCUGCAGAAACUUCAGUAUAUUAAUGCCGGCACGAAGGUAGCGGCGUUGACUGACGACGAGCCCUCAACACCACGGAGGAUUAUUAGGCAUGGACAUGUUGUUGCUUGUGAUGGCGUCAUGGUGCCUGGAGGAAUUGGGGCACUGGUCGCCAUGCACACACUGGGUGUUAUCAACGUCAACACAAGAGGUGGUUGGGCCACCCUGAAGGAGCUCAAGAAUCUGACCCAACUCCAUAAGCUAGGAGUAUCUGGCAUCAGUAGGAGUAACUUCAAGGGGUUGUUUUCUGCUAUAGUGGGCCAUAACCAUUUGGAAUCCCUAUCGCUGCAGCUCCACAUGGACAAGGAUUUGGACUGGUUGGCUAAACUCACCCCUCCAGGGAACCUACAACGUCUCAAAAUACACGUACAUGUAGAAAAAUACGCACACUGGAGCUGCCUACAGGCCCUUGGGCAGGUGAGAAGGCUGCAGACCCUUAGCUUUCGUUUCAAAACGGAACAAGAUGUUGAGCUCCAGUUCAGUGACAUGAUGGACAGUGGCACCUGGUAUGCACCCAACCAAUUCUGUGAACUCAAGGUCCUCGAGAUAGCUUGCAGCUCCAACCUACAUGUCAAGUUCGCAGAAAAUGAGAUGACUGAACUUGAGCUGCUCAAGGUUCACUGCUUGGAAGGGUCGUCGCUCAAGUUUUCUGGGAUAGAGCGUCCAGCUAAACUCAAGUAUGUGUGGCUCAAGGGUUCUUUUGACGACACAGUCAAGGCAGAAUUGCGGCAGAAAGUUAAGCAGCAUCAGAACAAACAUCUUGAUUUGAAACUGGAGUAA
Messenger RNA from Panicum virgatum (switchgrass), 1707 nucleotides. RefSeq names its product disease resistance protein Pik-2-like. Lineage: Eukaryota; Viridiplantae; Streptophyta; Magnoliopsida; Poales; Poaceae. The record is from RefSeq and is a predicted model, not a curated record. The transcript has a single exon. Bases 1 to 1707 code for a protein of 568 amino acids. Gene Ontology annotation, biological process: defense response to other organism.